UAUUUUCACAAGAUGAGUGACAUCAAUCUGACCCUGAGGUCACUGAGUGAGAAGGGCGAUGCUGACGGUGUGAAAAGGUCACUAGAAGUAGGAGCAGACGUCAACUCAACCACAAAGCAUGGGAUGACAGCCCUCCAUUUUGCCUCGAUUCAAGGCCACAGAGAAAUAGCAGCCAUAUUACUUCGGUCAAAAGCCAAUCCAAACUUGCAAAAUCAGAACGGUCAGACGCCCCUUGAGCUGGCUGCAGUCAAAGGUCAUGACGGUGUGGUCAAAUGUCUACUGGAGGCUGGAUGUGACGUAAACAGACAAACCAAGUUUAGUGGAAUGACAGCCCUUCACCUGGCAUCCAAGAAUUCACAUAAAGAUGUCGUCAAACUUCUCCUGUCUCACAAAGCUGAUCAGAGCACUUUAGAUCAGGUCAGGAAACCACCCGUUUAUUACGCCGGCGAUGAACCCACAGCACGUCUCUUUGAACAUCCGUACGACUCUCGAAUACUGCGAGAAACCCUGAAUGACAAACCAGGCGGAACCGGAGAGGCAGCGUCUGCUACUAAUGCAAUCAAGUCAGGCAGCGCAGCAAGUGACGGAUCUGAUAACAUGACCUCAUCCCAAAUUACCACAAUGGACGCAAAUGAUACGAGGCAAGAAAAUCUCGUCACAGGAGGGCGGCAGAGGCAUGAAAACGGCAAUCACGGAGCUAACAAACCACUAGGUGAUACUGUCAAUGAUAGGGGGCGCAACAAGGACAAAACUGUUAGGAAUAACAAACAACUUGGCGUUUCUGACCGUGAUGCUUCGCCGAACAAACUUCAAAGUGAGCGACCAAGGCAUGGACUACAGCCGCCCCGUGACCAGUCACCAAACAAAAUGCCAUCGAGUCCAAACACGACCAGAGGAAAGAGAGAAAACGGACAGAUCAAACACGAUUCAAGAGUUCCUCUAAAGAAUCAUAAAGUGGAGUAUUCAGAGGAUCAUAAGAAACGGAUGAAGAUGAACGUGUUUGAUAGGUUGAUGGGUGGAAAGAAGUGAUAGAGUUACUUGUAUGGGAAUGUUCAGAUCUAAUCUACUUACUCCGAGUACAAAAGUUCCACGAGACAACUACGC
Molecule: messenger RNA, 1104 nt
Organism: Lineus longissimus
Lineage: Eukaryota; Metazoa; Nemertea; Pilidiophora; Heteronemertea; Lineidae
Product: ankyrin-3-like
Exons: 5
Coding region: 13-1029 (338 amino acids)
Molecular function (GO): protein binding
Source: RefSeq, a predicted model, not a curated record